CGGGACUUGGGCGCGACGACGACAACGAGCUCCUCCCGCCUCGCUCGCAAGCCAUGCUGUCCCGUGCUGCAGUCCAGUCCGCAAGAGCUCCGCUCGGCGCCAUCGCCUCGACUUCUCGCGCGACGGCCACCCUCACCUCGCCAGCACCGGCACCGUCCAGCCAACCCUCGCACGCCCGCCCCUUCUCGUCGUCCGCACCCGCCGAGGAAUCCAAAGCCCGCCGCAAGACGCGCCUCGUCCGCAAGGCCAACCUCGAGAAGAAGGUCCAGCUCGUGCGACACAACGACCAGGCCCGCCCCGACCCCGUACAUGGCUACCGCAAGGGCAACGACGACCUGUGGAACAAGUCGCUCCUGAACCGCAUCCUCCUCCGCCGCGACGACGUGUGGGGCGACGUCGUCCAGGUCGACGGCAACUCGUCGUCCCCCUCUUCUUCCUCGUCGGCUGUCGUCAACGAGCAGGGCCAGAGCAGCAGCGGCGGCAGCAGCUCGGGCGACGGCACCCCGACGCGCUACACGCCCAAGCUGUUCAACUUUGGCCUCGACGCCGCCACGGCCGAGCAGCUGUCGUCGGUCCUCCCGGCAACCUCGGCCCUGCGCGCCACGCUCGGCGACGGCGAGGGCGGCGCGCCAUCGAGCGUCGACGCCGUCGUCCUCGAGCGGUUUGAGCGCGCGACCGACGCCGAGGAGCGCAAGCGCGACGCCCUCAUGCGCAUCGUCGACCUGCGCAACGCCGACUCGAAGGGGAUCGAGGUCGAAAACACGCGCAGGAUCGCAGCCACCUUUGGCCGCACCCCGGGCGACACGGCGUCCCCCGAGGUCCAGGCCGCCAUCCUCACGAUGCGCAUCCGGUCCCUCUCGUCGCACCUCGUCUCGUCCCCUCGCGACGUCCAGAACCGCCAGGCGCUGCGCCUCCUCGUCGCGCGCCGCGCCAAAGUCCUCAAGUACCUGCGCGCCGUCAGCGUCGCCCGGUACGAGGAGUGCCUCGAGCAGAUUGGGGUCGAGCCGAGGGCCGUCGAGGGCGAGGUCGUCGUGAGCAAGCAGGAGCUGAGGACCAUGAUCCGUGGGGCGUAGAGCGCGUUGCGCGAGGGCGGUGGAACGAUGAGCAACAAGCACGUCUCUCUCUCUCU
Rhodotorula graminis WP1 is the source of this 1129-nucleotide messenger RNA. RefSeq lists its product as uncharacterized. Gene Ontology annotation, cellular component: ribosome. The coding region runs from base 54 to 1073 and encodes 339 amino acids. Gene Ontology annotation, molecular function: structural constituent of ribosome. The record is from RefSeq and is a predicted model, not a curated record. Gene Ontology annotation, biological process: translation. The transcript has 3 exons. NCBI's taxonomy places the organism in Eukaryota, Fungi, Basidiomycota, Microbotryomycetes, Sporidiobolales, Sporidiobolaceae.